Molecule: messenger RNA, 819 nt
Organism: Plectropomus leopardus (leopard coralgrouper)
Lineage: Eukaryota; Metazoa; Chordata; Actinopteri; Perciformes; Serranidae
Gene: paqr4b
Product: progestin and adipoQ receptor family member IVb
Cellular component (GO): membrane
Molecular function (GO): signaling receptor activity
Source: RefSeq, a predicted model, not a curated record
AUGGUGCUUUGUGAAAGGCCACGGCUGUUGGACUUUGCUAAGACCCCUCAACACCUUCAGUUCAACAAAUAUGUCCUGACGGGUUACCGGCCGGUAUCCACGGCUCAGGAGUGCCUCAGGAGCCUCUUCUACAUGCACAAUGAGCUGGGGAACAUUUACACCCAUGGCGUCCCAUUUUUCCUUUUCUUGGUGCUGCUGCCCUUUAGCAUCCCCUGGAUGGAGGUGGACAGUGCCUGGAUCGGUGUGGUCCACUACCUGGCCUGCCUGUCCCCCACCGUGGGCUCGGUGGUCUACCACGUGUUCAUGAACCAUGUGGGAGGAGAACAUGUGUAUGACACCCUGCUCUCCCUGGACAUGUUUGGUGUCUGCCUUGUUAACACACUGGGUGCACUUCCCAUCAUCCAUAUCACCCUCCUUUGCUACCCAGCGACGCGACAGGCUGCCUUGCUGGCUUACAUCCUUCUGUCAGCCUACGGCAUCUACUGUGCCACCACGGCCCGCACUAACGUCCUGCGCCUGCGAGCUUUCGUCUGGCAGGCCCUCUUCCGCUUCACCCUCUUCCUGUUCCGGGUGUUUGGCAGCGGGGUGGGCAGUCCAAACUCCCUGCGCCUCUUUGUCAUCAUGGACUCUCUGGCUGUGGUGGGAGGGCUGGUCAACAUCAUCCAGAUCCCUGAGCGCUUCGUCCCCGGCCUGUUUGAUAACUGGGGCAACAGCCACCAGAUAAUGCAUGUCAUGGUGAUUUGCUCAAUUGUCUACCUGCACUGGGGCACGCUGGAGGAUUUAGCCUGGAUUAAGACCUACCAGUGUCCUGCUGAGUGA